Molecule: messenger RNA, 744 nt
Organism: Aspergillus tanneri
Lineage: Eukaryota; Fungi; Ascomycota; Eurotiomycetes; Eurotiales; Aspergillaceae
Product: beta-ketoacyl reductase
Exons: 3
Coding region: 1-744 (247 amino acids)
Biological process (GO): fatty acid biosynthetic process; secondary metabolite biosynthetic process
Molecular function (GO): fatty acid synthase activity; phosphopantetheine binding
Source: RefSeq, a predicted model, not a curated record
AUGGUGAGCAGAGGAGCGGGGAAUCUGAUUCUUCUCUCUCGUUCGGGAGCGCAAACAUCUGCUGCCAAGAGCUUUGUUUAUGAGCUCAAAGGGCAGGGUGUAUGUGUUGCCACUCCAAAAGUGGAUAUCAGUGAUCUCGCAAAUCUCAAGGAGUCCUCGAUUGUCUCUCCCGCACGAUGCCUCCAGUGCGAGGUUGCAUCCAAGCCACUGUUGCUUUACAGGGCUCAGGCCAACUACGCCACUGGGAAUACUUUCAAAGAUGCUCUAGCCCAUUAUCGACUGGUGCAUAGGCAAAAGGCUGUCUCCAUUGACCUGGGAUUGAUGGUCUCGGAAGGAGUUGUCGCACAAAACGAACUCAUCGCUCUACUCGACCACUAUUGUAAUCUGUCUCUCCCAUUACUUUCGGCAGACGAUGCCCAGGUCAUUGUUGGCAUUGAGAUGUCGUCCACGGUAGUAGCAAAGGUGGUUGAUAAUACGAACACUGCAGCUAUUAAUAGAUCGACUGCGCUCAAGGUUGCUAUGUCGCCAGACGAGGCAGCCAAGUUUUUAGGCAUGUCAUCGUCUGAUGUCGAGCCGAGCAAGCCGAUCCAUGCCUAUGGUAUUGACUCUCUUGUGGCUGUGGAUCUCAAAAACUGGUUUGAGAGGGAAGUUGGGGCAAAUGUAUCCGUCUUCGAUUUGAUGGGGAAUUUGUCAUUUCGUCAGUUGAGUGCGUUGGCAGCUGAACAGAGCCGUUUUCGUUCUUAG